This is a messenger RNA of Sporisorium graminicola, 1083 nucleotides long. RefSeq lists its product as uncharacterized. Bases 1 to 1083 code for a protein of 360 amino acids. The record is from RefSeq and is a predicted model, not a curated record. NCBI's taxonomy places the organism in Eukaryota, Fungi, Basidiomycota, Ustilaginomycetes, Ustilaginales, Ustilaginaceae. The transcript is spliced from 3 exons.
AUGACCGUCUCACCACUUGAUGCGCUUCUGACCACCUUUGAUCGGCACAUCGAUUCGUAUUCAGCGGCAGCAGCAGCACAGCGCUCAGCGGCCUCUACCAUUGCCGGUCCAUCCUCGCUCAAUCUCCGACGCGAUGAAGUUCGUCGCAUCAUUGCGCCCUCAUCCACUUCCGACGGUGGCAGCUCCUCGGCCGCCUCAGAGCUCCAGCUCUCACCGCUCGAGCGAGCCAUCUACUACGAAGUGGAGAACCGACGGCACACUCUUGAACGCAAAGCCCAGGAGCUCGAUUUUUGGGAAGCGUAUGAGAGGGAAUUGGCGGACAAACCGAUGAAGAUGCCCACCAGCUCGUCGGCAUUGGAGAGGCAGAUCAUGGACAAGAAGCAGAGGUUGAGAGAGCUGGAGGGUGAGAACAGGCUCAAAGUGGAGACGACGAGAGCGCUAGAAUCGAGCGCCGUGAUUCAGAAAGUGCUUUCAACGACAUCGCCUCCCGCCAAGAAGGCGAAGGAGGAGGGACAGGAUGGCCAGCAGCAGUAUACUUCGACACGGAAAUUGCUGAAUGAAAGAGAUGACCAGGCACUCGGGUUUCUCAGAAUCUUCAACGAGACGCGGGCGAUUAAGCUGCAGAGGGUAGAGGUCAAGGCUCGCAUUCGAGAACAACGCCUAGAGACCAUGAAGCUGCUCGAAAACAUCAAGACGAUCAAAGCCGACAUCCGCAACCGCCAAUUACAUCCGUCUGGGUCAGCGGGACGCCAAGACUCGGACGCCUCGCAGGAUCUGGCCACGGUGCAAAAGGUUCAGCAGGUUCAGCGCGAGAUCAACGAGGCAAGGUCCAAGAAGGAGCUCGUCAAGGGCAUUUUGCGCGGAUUAAUCCUGGAGUCCGGCCGGGACUGGACCAAGAACCCGUCGACAAGAACCUUGAUGCUUUCGCUCGACGACGAGGACGAUGCUUCCGACGACGCGUUUAGCGAGGAUGAGGAGGAGGGCGAGGAGCAGGCGGAUGCGGACGAGGAGGAGGACGAAAAGGCGUAUGAUGAGGAAGUCGACGAAGACGAAGCUAUUGACCCGCUGCUUCAGGAUGCAUAG